GACGAUCAUCGAGCUUAACUCGGAUUCCGAUACAUCAUCUGACUCAGAGACUGACACAGCUGAAGGGUCGUCAACAGACAUAUCAAAUUUGUUUGGAAGCGAAAUGUUGAAAUUAGCUGUUCAAAAUUCGACAGGUGCACAAUCCUCCCAGACAGGAUGUAAGCAUUACCAAAGAAAAUGUUGCUUCAUAGCACCGUGUUGUAAAAAGAUGUACGUAUGUAGACUUUGUCAUGACGAAUCCGAAUCACACGAAAUGAUAAGGACGGAGGUGACAGAAAUCGUUUGCAUGGUUUGCCGUAAAAUCCAAGAGGUAAGGAGGAAAUGUUCUUCAUGCAAUACUAUAUUCGGUGAAUAUUUCUGCGAGAAAUGUCGAUUGUAUGAUGAUGAUGUAACCAAAGGUCAAUUCCACUGUGACAGAUGUGGACUUUGCAGGAUUGGUGGCAAAGCAAACUAUUUUCAUUGCGAGACAUGCAGCAUCUGCCUUUCUUUAAGUCUGAAAAACAAUCAUCAGUGUCGGAAGUGGACAUCUAGACGAGACUGUCCAAUAUGCCACGAAGAUAUUCACACCUCGGUCAAGGAUGGUACUCUUUUAUCAUGCGGACACAUAAUACAUAGCUACUGUCUUCAGAAGUAUCAGAAGUUACAAGGGUACAGUCAAGUCACGUGCCCAAUUUGUGGCUAAAAUCUCUUGGAAUACAUGGAAAUAGGGACACAUAAUGAACAUUCAUGUUAUUGCUUAUGUACUGAAGGUUAUGUAGUAAAUAUUUUGCAGUCCAAGAUUUUGUAUGUUGAAUGGAUAUAUUGUCUAUAAUUGUGUUUGUCUUUCUCCUAAUUUACUACUUUUACAAUAGUUUGGUAUCCUGAAUUGUUUUUUACUCUGCUAGAAUUAUGGUCACAUUCUAGAAAUAAUAAUUAUUAAGAAACGUGUUUGUUUUAUUUUUCCACAUUUCCAAGUAUGACGAUAUCAUGAGCAUUGUUAAAUAUGUCAUACUUCGAAGAUUUAUCAUUAAACAAAUUUGGUCAGCUGGAGUAGACUUUAUUGAUAAAUUGAAUAUGGAUAACGUUUUGACUGUUGUUAAUGAUAGAAAUUUCUUGAAAACAAAGAUAUAUUACAUAAUGAUAAUGUUAAUAAUAACAAUAAAAUCAAUAUUUUAAAAAGGUAAAUAGAUUACACCGUAUACAAACAAUUUAUAUUCAAUGCGGCCUUCUGUGCACAAGUAAAUAAACAGUAUAAACAAUAGCACACAUUAAUAUUGAAAUUUAUCACGACAAACACACUCGAUUUGAAGUUGUAAGGGUUUUUCACUAGAAGUAUAAGUCAAUGAAAUUUAUUUUGCUUACUUGUACAUUCAUGCAUCGAUCUUUUAAAAAAACAAAAAACUAACAUUUAUCACAAGAAAACAUUACGGUAAUUGGUGAUUUGAAAAAUAUUAGAACAAUAUGUAAAAGUAUCGCCAGAAUAAGAUUUUUUUGUAUAAUUAACGUUGUUCUUGUAAUAACUAAUCCUUUAUGUUUAUAAAUUAUCUUGCAGUUUUAUGUUUGAUCGAAUUGACUGCUUUGUGUGUAAAAGUUUGUUUCAAGUAGUUUGUUCUAGGCUUCAAUAAAAAAAAAGAACGAAGGUUAUAUUUAUACUUGUGUGCAAAAGAUUUGUACAAGAUUAUGGUUACAUUUAAGUCUUAUUUCAUUUUCAGAUUUAUUAGCAUAUCAGCAUGGAGAAUAUACCUUUGGCCAUUUACAAAUAUAUAUAAAAAGAUGGCCAAAGUAUUACUUGAAUUUACAUAAAUUUUUAUAGCAUAUAACAAUUACAUAUGACAAUAUUAAUAAAUAUGGCGAAGUUUUUAAAAGCAGCAAGGGGCCACCAUGGCCGACAGAUUAAGGUCGCUGACUUCAAAUCACUUUCCCUUCACCAAUGUGGGAUCGACCCUCAAUUGGGGCGAAUAAUUUUUCAUGUGAGGAUGUUUUAAGAUCGUUGUUUUUUUACCCAGGUGCCCGCCAAUGAUAAAGUAAUGCCCGGAGGGGCAUCUAGGGUAGUUUUCCAUCAUAAGAAUCUGGAAAGUUGCCAUAUGACCUAUGAGCUAAGCGUUUCGGUGUGACGUUCAACAAAACAACAAAAAAUAAUCAGCAUCUGUAUGUUGUUCCGUGCUUAACUGCAUACCAGAAGACAUAUUUGGCUGUAUAUUUAAUAAUUCUUUUAUCAUUCAAAGGUAAUAUUCUUUUAAAACUAUUUAUACAUACAAGCAAAUAGUUAGUACAAUACUUGUCACGACGGUUUCUAUAAAGUGGACAUCAAUACAGGAAAUUAUAUUAAGAUUCUACAUUUUGUGAACAAAGUUUACAUAUUCGUAACGUUCUUUCCUCGCACUUUCAGUUUCAAGACAAUGUGAACAAAGUCUAAAUCGAGACAUUUCUCUCCUAUGUUAGUUCACUGCUUACAACUAAAUACUUUUCAUAUUUGAACACAGUUUUCAACUUUCUGUAGUAAUACAAUUUUGACUGUUUUGUUAUUCUGUAUAAUUAUCAUGUAAUCUUUGUGUUAACAUUGACAAAUAGUUCAAGUUAUAGCUGAAUGUAUUCCAUAAAUAAUUAUAUCCUAAGCUAUCUGUUUGUUUUUAA
This is a messenger RNA of Mercenaria mercenaria, 2613 nucleotides long. RefSeq names its product RING finger and CHY zinc finger domain-containing protein 1-like. Bases 104 to 682 code for a protein of 192 amino acids. Gene Ontology annotation, biological process: ubiquitin-dependent protein catabolic process; protein ubiquitination. Lineage: Eukaryota; Metazoa; Mollusca; Bivalvia; Venerida; Veneridae. The record is from RefSeq and is a predicted model, not a curated record. Gene Ontology annotation, cellular component: nucleus. Gene Ontology annotation, molecular function: zinc ion binding; ubiquitin protein ligase activity. The transcript has 8 exons.